GACAAUUUCAGAUUUUAGAGUCGGCCAUGAUUGUUUAUAGUGACGAUAGUAUUUGGAACAAGAAAUAUCAACUUUAAUACUUUAAAAUAGUAGUUGAUACAAUGUCUGAGAAGGAAGAAGGAGAAAUUAGUGAUUCGGAUGCCAACGAUGCCCAGGAUUAUUUUGAUAGAUCAGUUUAUAGCGAUAUUUCUUCAGACGACAAUUGUCUAACGAAAUGCGGGGUUCACGUGGCUGGGCUGGAUAGAAAUUCUAACUCAUUUGCAAAUAUAAAAGAUCAAUCAGAAAGUAAUGGAUUUGACGAUGGGAAUUCCUCAAGUUCUGUAGGUACAGAAGCACACUUCCUUUUGGAAUAUCAAAGCAUGGAGAAAAAGCUAGAUGAUAUUGAGCAAGGGCUGACUGAAGAAAAGGAUGUAGUUGAUAAAAUAUUAGCAUCUUCUUGUCAAACAUCUGAUGGAGAAAUCACUGACUCAACUAUAUCUUCCAUCGAAUCAGAUGACUCUGAGGAUGAUAUGAAUCUUCUAAAACUACGAUUUAAGGCUUUGCAAUCAGCAGUUAAAAUAAAGGCAAGUGAAAAUCUCAGUAAGAAGAGACGACUACCAUCCCCACCGAGACAUCGUCAUUAUUUUCAAAAAUCUUCAACUUACAGAAGGGGAGAAAGUCAUCGUCAAAGCAAGAUGUUAAAAGUUUUGAAACUGAAAACUCACGAAGACCAAGUAAAUGCUUUUUUAAAGUUAAUGGGUGAAUCAAACAUUCGAUCAGAUAAUUGCAAUUUAGAAAAGCAUUUAAUUAAUGCUACGGAUCAGAUUGAAUUCAUUCCCGGCUUAACGUUGAUUGAUCAAAACUCUAUGACUUCUCACUUGAAUACAGAAUCAAUGGAUAGCGUAUUUCCGCAACUUAGCUUCCAAAAUCGAAAUGAUGACAAAAAUAAUCAUGCAGUUUUUACGUAUCCCAAUAAUCUGAAAUCAGAUCAAUUUGUUAUUUUUGAAAAGAAAGACUGUGAACAGGAGGGUCUUAGCUCAGCGGCAAAUUCUAAUGCGAUUAAUGACAAUAUAGAUGAGAAAAUAAAUACUUUGCUUGAAGAUGUCAGAAAAGAGAGUCUAGAUACUCCAGAUGUAGAAAAAUUGUCAUCUAACAGUCAAGAAUCAUCUCGAGUAACUUCUCCUAGCGGAGAUAUAGUACUAGAAGAAGUCGAAAAAGAGGAAAGAGAGCGAGAAAAAGAAGCGGCAAACCUUCGCCGUGAAAUUGACCUUCUUCAAGAACAGAUUUUAAGAGAAAAUCUUGUGAGGAAGCAAGCAGAGAGACAGGCUUUGGAAAAGAAAAAACAAGCUGAGAACUCAACAAAGAAAAAUGACGAUAUUUUGAAAAAAAUGAGAGAGAAUAUUUUAAAUCGAAUGAAUUCCAAAACGACAACGGGAAAAACGAUUAAAAAGAGUGCCUCCUCUCCUGCAUUCCUUAAACAACUCUCUAAAACAAAAGAAAUUGUUAUUAAAUUGGGAGAAGAUUCAACUAGUAGUGAAAGCGAUUCAGAUUUAGAGAAACGCAAUUUAAGUAAUGUGAAUAAACAAGAAUUAAAUGAGAAAACUCUGGGAAAUUGCUCAAACGUUUCAACGAAGGCUAUUCUUCAAGAACAUCGUUCGCUACGGAAAAGAACUAUUGCUCAAACUGAAACUCCAUUGAGAAAAACUUGCUCCCCAAUACAGGAAACAAACGAGACUGACUCAAUAAAUCUUAUAUGCAAACAGGUUCUAAAUGAAAUAAUCGAUAGACUGAUACCUGCCAAACCGAGAAAAUGUAUUAGAAAAUUAUCAAAAGUAAAAACCAAGUCUUCAAAACCUAAUCUAAAAUUGAGUAAGGUCUUGGAGAGAAAACUAGUGGCGGUAGAAGGUGAAUGGAAAAAACAGAAGUUGCUGAGACUAAAAUAUAAAAUGCUGGAGGAACGUAAGCGAACGAAGUUGGAUGAACAAGAGCUGACUUCUGUAGGUAACUUGAGAGCUCAGCGCCGAGCCACAAUUUUAAAAGAAAAAAAACGCUUAAAAAAAUUGGAAGAACAGCUAGCAGUAGCCAAAAGGGUGAUAACUACCAGUGAAGAGCAACUUUCAGAGUUAGACAAAAAGUUACAAGUAAUUCGAGAAAGAUUAGCUACUAGGCGUAGUAACGAGCUCUCACUUCGUCAAGAAUUAGAAACUUUAGUAAAUCAACCUAAUAGUGCUUUAAGAAAAAGUGAACCUGAAAAAAUUAAAGAGUACACCUUUGACGAUGUAUUUGGUUUGAAAGAAGAAACGAUAAAUAUCUUAAACAAACAACUAUCCAACGGAAAUUCUGAAAAUACCAACAAAUUAUAUAUGCAGUUCAUGAGUAAACUUCCAAAGGAAUGUUCAAAUGUUGUAAUUGGAUAUGAAAAUAAACAUCCUACAAUCACUUUUUUAAAUUUCUCUUCCGAGACUGAAAAAAAUACCCUGAACAAAAAAAUAGGAACUUUUUCUACUGGAAAAUUUACAAUAUAUGACAGCCCUUUGAAAGCUUUCAGACUAUAUAGAUUUAAAGAUCACAGCAAGUUGAAUAGCUCAAUAUACUCUUACUAUCAUUCUGCUGAUAGGAUUUUAUGUAGAUAUCAUUUGAACGGAAAAUGUCAAGAUGAAAAGUGCAAUAACCUUCACUUGGCUGAACCAUCUAUCAAAGAGAUACUACUUGAUUUAGUGUCUUAUGUACCGACCAUUGCUGGAGUCUCACGUACAACCCCGACUAAACAAAUUCCGAUGAUCCUAGAAAACUAUAUCGUUGAUUUUAUGAGAGACAAACAAGAGCUGAACAAGGAAGACUGCCUAGCUCUGAUGAUGCGUUUGAUAAAACAAAAAGUGCAAUUUUCUUCAGUUUUUGACCUCUCUAGAAAGUGGAAUCCGUUUGAAUAUUUAAAAGAAACUUCAGCCGUUCAUAGCUUGAAAUUAAAUUGUGAAAAUGACAAGGCAGAAAAUAAAAGGGUCAAAAAGCAGUAUGAUCUGGUUACAUUUGAUCAAUUGUGCAAUAAAACAGCUUCAGAUAAGAAAGAAUCUGUAAGAGGAUUUCAACAAGAAAUUGAAGAAACAAUUAAUUCUAAGGAUAUUCGUUAUUGGUUGAAUGACAACCAAAGUUGCAUUGGCAAAGAAUUAGAAAGUGCAGUAAAAACUGAAAAAAGUAACAUAUCAUUAUGGUUAAGAUUCGCCUAUUCAAAGUUACAUGAUUCCAAUGGUGCUGAUUAUGAUUCAGCCUUAAAAAUUCUUGCAAAAGCCAUUCAAACGAAUGAAAAAGAAUCCUUAUUAUGGAUUCAUUACUUAACCCUGUAUGAAAAAUCUGAAAGACAAUCCAGUCUAAAAUUGGUGUAUCAAAUGGCUUUGAAAAAAGCUCCAACAUAUAAUAUUUGGUGGAAAUAUUUGAUGAAGCAGAAAGGAGUUGAAGCUGUAUGUGAAACUUGCGAUAAAAUUAUUGCUUUCAUAAUGGGGAUGGAAAAAAAUGAUAUAGCUUCUCAUUAUUUACUAGAAGUUACGAUUUAUAAGGCGACAAUUUUGCGACAAGCUGGCUUAUACAAUGAAGCUUUAAAAUUUUUGGAUAAAAGUCGCUUAAACAAAGAUAUAACCACAAUCAUGAAUACUGAAGAUUUAUCUGUUUUACUAUUUACCUUUAUAUACCUUGCUGAAUUUUCCACGAUACCCAGUGCCUUUUUUGAUCCUGCUCAAUCGAUACCAUCAAAAAUUGUAAGAAAGACAGCUUUAUAUAUGGCAUGGAAAAGCGGAACUAAGAAAACUAAAUUGAAAGUUUCAACUCUAGACUCGUUAUUUAAACAAGCAUUUGUGCGACUAAAAGGAAGGGAACUUAAGGGAGAUAAUUGUAUCAAUCUUGCCUUUAUCGACAAAGAAAUAGUUUUGGGAAAAACAGAUAAGGCAAAAAUCUUUGUUGAAACAAAAAUCAAAUCAGAACCAAAUUGUGUCAUUCUAUGGAAAUAUUUGAAAAAGAUAUGUUCUAUAACGGGAGAAAGUUUCUGCAGUGACUUCGUUGACCUAGAAUGUGCAAGUUCUGAAUUAACUUUCUUCUUAGCUAUUUCUGUCGAAACGAAAGAAAACGCAUUAAAAAUUAUUGAAGACUACCCAAAAAAGAUUUUAAAAAAUCCGGUACAAUGUGAAAGAAAUAUAGUUAUACACUGUUACUUAAAACUUAUCAAAGAGCCCCUUCCUCUUGAUGGAGAUUUACCAGAACUGAAAAAUUUUAAAACCGAAGAAGACGAUCCCUUCACAUGGCUCUGCUAUUGCUAUUAUUUACAAGCAAGUGAGUUCAAUUUUGAAACAAUCAAAGAAGCUUUUGAGUGUGCGUUGUGUCGAGUUAAGGAGAAAAAUAGCUACCUAAUUUGGAAAAGCUAUCUGAAAUUUAUAAAUGAAAAUUGCCCCAAAAAACUGUGGAUUAUGGUUCGUCGUUGUCUUGCGAGCACGUCUGUCAAUAUCAAUUUUCCGUAUUCAAAUCUUACGUUUUUGGAUUGUGACGGUCAAAACGAAAUUUUCAACUGGUUGUUCUCGAAUUUGACAACAAACGACGUACUAAAAGUAGAAGAAAAGUUGAUUGAGUGGAUGCCGAGAAAUCCCCAACUCGUUUGCAGGUUACUGAAAAAUUAACAAAAUUUUCUUUUAGUGACUGAUUUUUUUAGAACCCUACUGGAUUUUUGGAAAAAAAGAGAUAUGGCUUCUGUUCGGGCAAUUUCACAAAGAUCUUUACUUCAACUACCUAAUUGCCUUCCAAUUGCCUUAUUGUCCGUAAUCAUAUUUAACUUUUACAUAAUUUUUUCAUAUUAAAUUCAAUUCAAUAUAAUAGUCGAAAUUAAUAAGUAAAUUUAAAUUUAUGUGUCCGCAGUCUCGUCGCAUCUCUUCACGAAGAAAAGAAAUAUUUACAGGUAAGAUAUAUUAUUAAAAAUUCUUGCAAAACAUAUAUUUAGUCAUAGCUAUCAACGAGAGGAGUUGUGUGUUAAACGUUUGACAGGUUAAGAAAAUUCUUAGUCGCCUUUCUACGCAGUUUCCUCUGAAUGAAGUGAUAUGGAAACACGUGCGUUGCUAAAGUUAACAUUCUUAGAGAUAUUUUAGAUCCCAACAAUUAAAAAAUUUUAGGUCAUCAUUUGUGCGCUGUGGGCCAAAGAUAAAAAUUGGAUAACAGAUACGGUGAAAAAGUGUAAAGAGUAUGGUAUAGACGUCGAGAAACAUGUCGUGUCAUCCUGUUUCGGAGUUGCUUUGAAAAAAGUCGCUCGUGAAAAAACAGGUGAGUAGCCUUCUAGUUUAGGAAGUAAAAAUUUCCAACUUCAAAAUUCAUUAUGCAUUCAAACUGUGGUGCUAUAACUUCUCCUUUAACGAAAAAACCGGUUAAAAAUUAUUUUUGGAUUAUUCUCUCUGCGGAUUUUACACAUUGUAAACGUUGAUUGAUAUUGUUGAAAUUGCUUUGUUCUAAUUGUCAUAUGUUAAAUUUUUUGG
Molecule: messenger RNA, 5480 nt
Organism: Dimorphilus gyrociliatus
Lineage: Eukaryota; Metazoa; Annelida; Polychaeta; Dinophilidae
Source: the annotation of a GenBank genome assembly